CUUUGCUUUAAAUUCACUUUUGUAAAAGUGUGAGUUGAAAAUCUUUUGUCACAUCACAUUGCACAAAGGUGUCUGUGAAGGGAGGGGCCUGAUGACAGAUGAUGCGAAGGCUUUAAACAUCACAGAGAGUUCGAGAAACACCUUUGAGCCAGUCACACGUACAAUAUUUAGUUACAUGAAGAACCACUAGAUACGUGCAAUGGAUAUUGUCAUUUCUUAAUUUUUUUCAUCACUACUUUAUUCAUCUACAAAUAGACUUAUUCACAUUGUAACUAAGGAUUCAAGAAAUCUCUCAAGAUGGAUAAGUUUCGUAUGAUGUUCCAAUUCCUGCAGUCCAACCAGGAGUCUUUUAUGAAUGGGAUCUGUGGUAUUAUGGCACUGGCUAGUGCUCAGAUGUACUCUGCCUUUGAGUUCAACUGCCCCUGUAUGCCAGAGUACAAUUAUACCUAUGGAAUCGGGCUGCUUAUUAUUCCACCCAUAUGGUUCUUGUUGGGUUUUGUGCUGAACAAUAAUGUGUCCGUGCUUGCAGAAGAGUGGAAAAGGCCAACAGGAAGCCGGAGCAAAGAUCCAACAAUCCUUCGCUACAUGUUCUGUUCGAUCACACAGAGAUCUUUGAUAGCACCUGCAGUGUGGGUGUCCGUCACCCUCAUGGAUGGAAAGAGUUUCAUCUGUGCAUUCAGUGUCAACCUGGAUAUUGAUAGGUUUGGGAAUUUCAGCAUCAUGAGGGGAUUGUCAGAGGUGGAGAGGAUCAAACAACUGGCAAAGAUUCCCUGUAAAGAUUUAGUGGAGAAUCAGGAAAUGCGAGUGGCAGCAUCACGAUACAUCAAGUGUAUAUCACAGGCAUGCGGCUGGAUGUUUUUGCUCAUGAUGACCUUUACAGCCUUCAUGAUCCGGGCUAUUCGGCCGUGCUUUACCCAGGCUGCCUUCCUCAAAACCAAGUACUGGUCUCAUUACAUUGACAUUGAGCGCAAGAUGUUUGAUGAGACCUGUAAGGAGCAUGCCAAGAGCUUUGCCAAGGUUUGCAUCCAUCAAUACUUUGAAAACAUCAGUGGAGAGAUGCGUAGGAUUCACCAUCACCACAGGAAUGACAGUGAUGACGAAGACGAAGAAAAGAAGAUGAGCGAUGAAGAGAAACUUCUCGGCAUCAGGGCUCAGGAUGAUAUGAAUAAAGUUUUGUGGAACUGGCACACCUGUAAACCAGCUCUAGCUCUCAGGAAGGACCAAAUAAAUGGUGAAACUAAGGGCUUACUGAAUGGACAUGUCAAUGGCAUAGCAAAUGGGUUUGUACAGGGACACACCCAUGACGUGGAGAAAAAGGAAUGGGCAGUGUAUUACAGUAAGGUCUGAGUUCAAAUGAAAGACAAAGAAAAGCGCCGGUGGGUUCUUUAUCUUUCAGACAAUCAGAUUGUUUCAGAGUUUGACAAAGGAUUGUUCACUAAGUUAGUAAGUUCUACUUUUGUGCACUCAUACAAGUAAUAAUAUUCAAAGUGCAUGAAACUGUGCUUGUCAAAAGAUUUGUGGUUGAUUUUACUUGGAAGAAGCAGUGGUGUCCUGGGUGUAGUGCAAAAUGUGUUGUUUUUAGAGUCACAAAAAUGUUUGACCUAUUAGUCAUGAAUUUCUGUAGAAAACACUAAACUAUUGGUUUCUAAGGAAUAGCAGUUGGAAAAAAUGGUUUAUUCUUUAAAGUGUAUGCUGCAGGAAAGAACUCCCAUAACUGGCUAAUAGUGACACAUUACUACAUUACUCUAACAUGCUAAUAAAUAUUUGUAUUGCUCUUAAGUGUGAGGCAGUGUAAAUAUUGCACAGCUUAACUGGCCAAAAGAAAAUAACUACUUGUACUUCAUGCCCCCGCUCUUACUUGGCACAUUUAUGAUAUAGCAAAUAUUUGACGUGCCAUUGUCUAAAGACUUUGAUCUGGAAUUGUGGAAUCUAAGAUCAUUAGAACUUGAUUAUUCAAACAAUAGAAUAUAGGAGUUACAUUUUUUCUUCUCAAAUCAUGUCCUCAAUCGACACUUCACCAGUGCUUCUGUAUUUUCAAUUGGGUAAAUCUAUGAUGUAUGCAAAAACUAAAUGUUGGGAUAGCCACAACAAUUUACAUGUCGCAAAGAAAACAAGGUCAACAUUUGCAUCUCUCUCCCUCUCUCUUAUUUUCA
Messenger RNA from Sphaeramia orbicularis (orbiculate cardinalfish), 2153 nucleotides. It is a transcript of the gene calhm1b, whose product is annotated as calcium homeostasis modulator 1b. Gene Ontology annotation, cellular component: plasma membrane. The record is from RefSeq and is a predicted model, not a curated record. Gene Ontology annotation, molecular function: monoatomic cation channel activity. NCBI's taxonomy places the organism in Eukaryota, Metazoa, Chordata, Actinopteri, Kurtiformes, Apogonidae.